UCCCUUUGGAUUUGGAAAACUGAAAAAUAAGAGUGAGAACCCAAAUUGGACCAGAGACGAACAAAACCAACCAUAUCAUCAAGAAAAGUAAACACCACACAAGCUGCCAGGAACUUGCCAGCUGGUUUUCUCAGCCGCCCGCCCCUCCGCUGUCUCCGAUUGACUUCAGUCUUCACUUCACUGUACUAUUUUCAACGUUUGUUAAAACAAAACGCAAACAAAUCCCACUUCUCUCUCUCCCCAAUGAGUUGCUGUCUCACAAAUGUCUUUACGCCAUCUUCUCUUCUUCUUCUUCAUCUUAACUUUCUUCCCAUCAUGCCUUGCUCAAACCGACACCGUAUCAUGUCCCUUAAACUUCACUAUCCUUCGCCCGCUCCUUUCCCACCCGAGGCCCCUGCUCAACACCUCCAUGGAGUGUCACUACAUUCGUCAGGGCCUCCGCCUCGUCCUCUCCGACUACCUUGAACGCACCGCAUCUUUCUUUCCUCCCUUAAACUCCUCCGAGGCCUGUUGGCAGUCUUACCAAACCCUCAUCCCAAACUUCAACAUUCGUUCCUCUUGCGGUUUCCAAACCGCUUGGAUCUCCCAAGGUUGCAUGAACUUAACCACGAAAGCUGAUUUCGAAGCUCUGAUCCCAAAUGCUACUUUAACCGGUGUCGUUUCGAACUGUAACCAGUCGUUACAGGGUUCAGCUUGUGCUUCAUGUACUCGAAGCUUGGCCAAUUUGCAAGCUUUGUACUUGACCGACAAUUCAACUGCAAACGUGUCUGACUGUACCGCAUACCCGUCUAUUUAUGCAGCUGCUGUUGCUAAUUACUUGGGACCAACUGAUGAAGGUACGGCCGCUUGUUUAUUUUCAAUUGAGUUAAGUGAUAGUAGUAGUAAUCAUAAGAGUAGUAGAAGAGGUGUGAUUUUGGGUGUAUUCAUCGGGGUUGGUAUUGGUUUAGCUGUUUUGAUUGGUGCGUCUUGGUUUGUUUAUAGAAAAUACCAGGAUUCGAAGAGGAAGAAAAAGCGGGAUAGAAUUAGGAAUCUUGAGAUGGGUGGUUUGGGUGGUUCUGGGUUGGCUUCAAUUAGUGAAAGUACUAAUUUGGUUAAGUUUACUUUCGACGAGAUUAAAAAAGCUACUAGGAAUUUCUCUAGAGAUAACAUUAUCGGGAUAGGAGGCUAUGGGAAUGUGUACAAGGGUUACUUGCCUGAUGGCUCUGAGGUUGCUUUGAAAAGGUUCAAGAAUUGUUCUGCUGCUGGUGAUGCCAAUUUUGCGCAUGAAGUUCAGGUUAUUGCUAGUGUUAGACAUGUAAAUCUUGUUGCUUUGAGGGGAUAUUGUACAGCUACGACCCCGUUAGAGGGUCAUCAGAGGAUAAUUGUCUGUGAUUUAAUGAAGAAUGGGAGUUUGUAUGAUCAUCUGUUUGGCUCCAUGGAAAGGAGACUUAGUUGGCCUAUUCGUCAAAAGAUUGCGCUAGGGACAGCUAGGGGACUGGCUUAUUUGCAUUAUGGGGCACAGCCAGCAAUCAUUCAUAGGGAUAUUAAAGCAAGUAAUAUACUUUUGGAUGAGAAGUUUGAAGCCAAGGUAGCAGAUUUUGGGCUUGCAAAGUUUACGCCAGAGGGGAUGACACAUUUGAGCACUAGGGUAGCUGGAACAAUGGGAUAUGUUGCCCCUGAGUAUGCGUUGUAUGGGCAAUUGACUGAGAGGAGUGAUGUGUAUAGCUUUGGCAUAGUGCUUCUUGAGCUGUUGAGUGGAAAGAAGGCGCUGGCUAUGACUGAUGAGAACCAGCCUUCUCUAGUGGCUGAUUGGGCAUGGUCGUUGGUGAAGAGUGGGAGAGCUUUGGAUGUUGUCGACAAUGGCAUGCCAGAGUUGGGGCCACCAGAAGUUCUGGAGAAGUAUGUGUUGAUAGCGGUUCUUUGCUCUCACCCAGAGUUACCAUGCAGGCCAUCCAUGGAUCAGGUUGUGAAAAUGUUGGAAACAGACAUUUCAGUUCCCUCAAUCCCUGAGCGGCCAAUUCCUCUGGUAGCUCAUAUUGAUGACAUUGAGAGAUCUAUAAGCAGUAAUGGGUCAGGUCAGCUGUCCUGUUCUGCUGGCUAUCAGAUGUUUACUUAUGAAAAUAGUCAUCAUUCUGGCAGUAAGGAGGAAGGGAUAAGUUCAGGCUCUUGAAUAGAAGUUUUUUAAUCACAACAUAACAUAAUUGCAUCAUUGAACAAUAGAAAGUAGGCAUAUUUGCAAAAGAAAUCACAUACAUGCUUAUUAGAAUGAAUUUGUGGCAUGCUGUAGAAGUGAUGCAGCUCAUGCUGGCCUAAGCUUGGACAGAAAAUGAUUGAUGCUGCUCGUGCACAUAUUUUCCAUGGUAAAUCAACAGAGAAUAGUGAUAUUUACGGCUUUGGCUUCAGCACUGUGCUUCUUGAUAAGAGAGUGGGAAGAGUGCAGCCAUUGUGGUUGCCCGGAGCUGCAUCUCAUAUGGACGAAGGAUUCAUCUUUGUAGUUCAGGAGCCAUAGCUCGAGGAUUAGUGAAGAUGGUUGACUGAGUUUGAUGUGCCAGAAGAUGGUUGACCAACAACAUGGUGAAGCAACUCUUAAACGUGAAUUCAAAUGUCUUAUGUCCAUAUAAAAUUUGUUUGCAGCGGUUGAUGUAGAUAUUAAUUUGCUUAGGGUUAUAGGGUGCAAGUAGAGUGAAGAAAGUGUGCUUUGUCAUAUGGGAAUUAUGAAUUUUAUUUAUUUUUUCUUUCAUCAUAUCAAUUUGAUAAUAAACAAAGAAAUACAGUAAGAAAUCAGAAUUAAACUACAAAA
This is a messenger RNA of Durio zibethinus, 2779 nucleotides long. RefSeq names its product receptor-like kinase in in flowers 3 (gene RKF3). Gene Ontology annotation, molecular function: protein kinase activity; ATP binding. Gene Ontology annotation, biological process: protein phosphorylation. The record is from RefSeq and is a predicted model, not a curated record. Lineage: Eukaryota; Viridiplantae; Streptophyta; Magnoliopsida; Malvales; Malvaceae.